This is a messenger RNA of Schizosaccharomyces japonicus yFS275, 1064 nucleotides long. RefSeq lists its product as hypothetical. NCBI's taxonomy places the organism in Eukaryota, Fungi, Ascomycota, Schizosaccharomycetes, Schizosaccharomycetales, Schizosaccharomycetaceae. The transcript has a single exon. The record is from RefSeq and is a predicted model, not a curated record. Bases 321 to 863 code for a protein of 180 amino acids.
AUUUUUUGGCGCAAUAAUUGGUACCGAAGCAGUAGUCCAAACCAUUAAACAGCGAAAUAAAUAAAAUAACUGGAUUUAUCGAUACUUAAUGAAGCGUAAAAGCAACGAAAACGUCGCAUGCGAUCGAGAAAUUAUAAAUAUGAACAAGUACACAGUUGUCAGGCAAUCACAUGAGAGUCAUGAACGAUAAUUUAGCGGUUCUCACCCCCCUAAAAAGCGACAUUUACAGGCUUUGGCCGCAGUUUCUGUAGGAGUAACGAAAUAAAAAAAAAACAAAAUGGUCAAAUAAAAAGAAUGGUUUCGUCCCAUGUACAGUAAAAAUGAAAUAUAAAACAUAUCCGCCAAUUGCGGAGGGAUUUUCAAAUAACAAUACUGUAUUCGUCUUUGACAACUCUCGUGGAAAUGGACAAACUUGUCAGCAAGUAGGCCUCUAUGGUUACAAUGCAUCCAUUACAUUCACAGCCAAAUGCACAAACGAUGGGGCUUUUUCAUACCUUAUUUACGACAUGUUUGGUGUGGAUUACACAAGCAAUAUUACCUCAGAUACAGGUAUAUCGUCCGGCUUCGGCGAAUAUGUGGUUCUCAACAGCAGCUACGGGCGCAUUUACUCCAAAGGCAUUUACAGUACAACAUUGAAUAAUUCGCUUACAGAAUGGACUGUUAACUUACCCGGUGCGGGAAAUUAUUGCACAAAUCUAAUGCCGUUGAGAUACGAGGAAUCAUUUAAGGACUGUGCAGUCAAAAUCCGUUAUGAUGGCGUAACUCCUCCUGCAAAUACUUUUUCUUCCACUGCUUUUCGUGUUACUCCUCUGUUACUACCCGUCGUUAUCUCAAUUUUUUUGACUUUCGUAUUUGCUUACUAGUAUAUUUUCGUAAGUGUUGAUAAAUGCAAGAGCAACAAUGUAAUAUGAACUAAUGAAUAUCUUCAAUCAAAUUCUUGUUGAACUGAGACACAUGCUCCGAAAAGUUGUUUCUGUAACUCAAGAUUUGCGGUAACAAGCUCAAAAUUAGCUUUUUGAGGGAACCGUGUUCGCAGCAAUAUCUUUAAUACUAAUAACCACGGA